Messenger RNA from Branchiostoma floridae (Florida lancelet), 2778 nucleotides. RefSeq names its product PR domain zinc finger protein 4-like. Bases 502 to 2688 code for a protein of 728 amino acids. Gene Ontology annotation, cellular component: nucleus; cytoplasm. The record is from RefSeq and is a predicted model, not a curated record. The transcript has 11 exons. Lineage: Eukaryota; Metazoa; Chordata; Leptocardii; Amphioxiformes; Branchiostomatidae. Gene Ontology annotation, molecular function: RNA polymerase II cis-regulatory region sequence-specific DNA binding; histone deacetylase binding; DNA-binding transcription factor activity. Gene Ontology annotation, biological process: cell fate commitment; regulation of transcription by RNA polymerase II.
GUUGACACAAACGAUGCACCAUGAAUGACUCCCUGUCCACCAUCAACUCUUACAUUGUUGUUGUUGUUUACAGCCUGAGUGUUGACACAAACGAUGCACCAUAAAUGACUCCCUGUCCACCAUCAACUCUUACAUUGUUGUUGUUUAUUGCCCAAGUGUUGACACAAACGAUGCACCAUGAAUGACUCCCUGUCCACCAUCAACUCUUACAUUGUUGUUGUUGUUUACAGCCUGAGUGUUGACACAAACGAUGCACCAUGAAUGACUCCCUGUCCACCAUCAACUCUUACAUUGUUGUUGUUGUUUAUAGCCCGAGUGUUGACACAAACGAUGCACCAUCAUGAAUGACUCCCUGUCCACCAUCAACUCUUACAUUGUUGUUGUUGUUUAUAGCCCGAGUGUUGACACAAACGAUGCACCAUGAAUGACUCCCUGUCCACCAUCAACUCUUACAUUGUUGUUGUUUGUUUUUAGCCCGAGUGUUGACACAAACGAUGCACCAUGAAUGACUCCCUGUCCACCAUCAAUUUGGAACAUCUUGGCAACUCUGCCAGCAACGUCAUCGGCACCAGUCAUGUGACCCUUCCCACAAUUCCUCAGGCACCAUCUGGAACAGGAAUUCCUGUGUCCAUAGCCAACAUCCCGGUCACUCUGAGCUCAGGACUGACCACCACCAUCCCCAUGUUGUUCCCUCUGGAGAGGCCGAUGGUCAACAACCUGACCAGUGUCCAGAACACGCCGGUGGGGCUGGACAAGAGUCUCACACUGGACAUCACUUCUCUCCGACAAAUGUCGUCUGGGACUCUUCAGUUACCAGUUGUGUCAGAGACCCUUCCAUCAUCACUGCUGUCUUCUGUCAACCCUUCAGACUUACUGACGACCAGUCUCACCCUCAUCGCUGCAACAACCACACUAACAACCAGCACAGCAGCCCUCCCUCCCAUCAACACUCAUGUUGUCAACCAACAAAACAUUCUGCAGGGAGGGAACACAUCUACCGUGAAUGUGACAACAGUCCCGAUGUCGAGUAUCUCCGUUUUCCCAAACUCAAACAACCUGACGGUCACGACGUGCAGUGUACUGGAAUCACUUCUCCAGCCAACCAUUCAGAACCACGUUCCCGUGGGUAGCGGGGAACGAUCGCUCGAGGCAGUCGCCAGGCAGUUGGAGGAAGAACUGAACGAACCAAUCAAAACAGACUUCUGGUGUGUAAGUUGUGAGAAGGCCUACCCUACUGUAUGUACCCUCCAUGGAGUACCUAACAUGGUACAGGACACACCUAUAGAGUCCCAUGCCAGAAUGACUCUACCCAGGGACCUGGCUCUUCAACCUUCUAAUAUCACUACUUCAGGAACAGGGGUAUUUACUAGAACAGCCAUCCAAGCCAGAACCCAGUUUGGUCCUCUUCAGGGUAAGAUUGUGAAGAAGUCAGAUGUGGAGAGUGAGUCUGACUGGACCAAUAUGUGGGAGAUUUUUAGAGACGAGCGCUCCAGUCAUUUUAUUGAUGCGAGAGAUGAGAACGAGGCCAACUGGAUGAUGUUCGUGAAACGUGCGCGAACGUCGCUGGAACAGAACCUGGUGGCACACCAGUGUGGGGGGGACAUCUUCUUCACUUCCUGUAAGGACAUAGCCGAGGGGGACGAACUUCUCAUGUGGUUUGCUGGGAACUAUGCAAAACUAACAGGUAGGAAAACAGAAUGCGUUACAAGCAAGCCAGAGCAGUCUUACAAGUGCUGCAGCUGUGAGCGCCAGUUUGCGGACCUCGGUGCUCUGGGCCGACACACCAAGUACGCUCACCCGGACAUGACCGGUCGCAAGUGGAAGUGUGACCUGUGUGAGCGUGCCUUUACCUCUUCAAGCAAACUUCAGGUACAUAUAAUGGUGCACACCAAAGUGAAACCUCACAAGUGUAACUACUGUGAGAAAACCUUUACAGAUCCCAGCAACUUAAGAACUCAUCUCACAAUACACACAGGAGUGAAGAAGCAUGCCUGUUCUGUGUGUAACAAGACGUUCCGGCAAAAGGCUCACCUACUGUCACACAUGGUCACUCAUACUGGUGAGAAGAAGAUGAAGUGCCAGUUUUGUGACAAGAUGUUCUCGCGACAGUCUGACGUCAAGCAGCACAUGUACAUGCACACGAGAGACCGCGAGGUCAAGUGUGAGGAAUGUGGCAAGAUCUUCUGGCGUCUGCAGCACCUAAAAAAACACAUGAAGUCCCACACGGGCGAACGCAACUUCCCCUGCGACCGUUGUAACAAAGCGUUCUUUACGAAAUACCACCUUAACAGGCACAAGAAAGCGUGCAAAGGACGAAACGCACAGCAGAAUACGGACGUUGUCCGCGUAGUCAUUUCCGAGAUGGCCCCUAAUGGGGGACCGACUCAAAACGUUGAUGUCACCCGUGGUAAAACCUCCAAGAAGCAGCAAAGGAGACAAAACACUAAGACUCGUGCAUCAGCACUGCAGUUCCCGACUGAUCUGUUAGGGGGCGCUGAACAACAUGGAGUUCAAAUGGUAGACAGCAAUGACUUGAUAUGCAAUGGGAACAACAAUGGAGGGAUUGUAAUGCCUGUUCCCAUCGUACCGAACAUUGUGAACACGACCGGCGGCCUCAUGCCCCAGGUCAUCAUUCAAGGUCAACAGGUCACACCAGUGUCAGAGGUCGAAGUUCAACAACAAAGAUAGCAAUUGCCACCAAUAGUUUAAACCUUAUUCGCACAUAGUCGACUAUGACCUCCCGGCCUUCUCUAGACCAUGGUUGGUAGUUAGUCAUGA